Messenger RNA from Plectropomus leopardus (leopard coralgrouper), 2151 nucleotides. The record is from RefSeq and is a predicted model, not a curated record. NCBI's taxonomy places the organism in Eukaryota, Metazoa, Chordata, Actinopteri, Perciformes, Serranidae.
GCGGAGCUAAACUUCACCCCGGAGAUGAAGAUAUCUGUGGUGUUCAAGAAGCUGUGGUGCGUCCACAAACAGCUGAUCCUGCUGCUCACUCCACUCCUGUUUCUGCCGUUACUUUUUACAGUGCCGGAAAAGGAGGGAAAAUGUCUUUAUGUGGUGGUGCUGAUGGCUAUGUUUUGGUGCACAGAGGCCCUUCCUCUGGCCGUCACUGCAAUGCUUCCGGUCUGCCUCUUCCCAACUCUCGGAAUCCUUCCAUCCAAAAAAGUCUGCCCCCAGUACUUCCUGGAAACCAAUUUUCUCUUCCUCAGCGGUCUUGUGAUGGCGUCGUCCAUCGAGGAGUGGGGCCUGCAUCGCAGAAUCGCCCUGAAGGUCCUCACUAUUGUCGGAGUGAAACCAGCCUGGCUCAUUUUGGGAAUGAUGCUGACCUCGUCCUUCCUGUCUAUGUGGCUCAGCAACACCGCCACCACCGCCAUGAUGCUCCCCAUAGCUAACGCCAUCCUGGAGAGUCUGUUUGGAGACCUGCAGAGCCUGAAAGAGAAGAGCAAGUUCACAAGUGAUCCUGAGAAUGAUAUUAUAAAUGGUCAGUCUACUGUAAAGCUGCAGUCGCUGCCCUCAGUGCCCGUGGAAAAACAAAUACUGUCGAUAGACGGGGGACAGCCUACACUUGAAAGGCACCGCACCCAACUCAUCCUGAUUGGACAGCCUGAAAAGGAGUCUGGGCUCGCCUCCUGGCUCGGGGGCCACCUCCAGCCUUUGGCCGAGGUCCCUCCUGCUGCAGCUGUGAUGUUGAUCACUGCUUUUCUGGCCUGCUUCACUGAGUUCGCCAGCAACACUGCCACGAUCAUCAUAUUUUUACCCGUCAUUGCUGAACUGGCUAUGCACGUCUCAGUGAACCCCCUGUACUUCAUGAUUCCUGCAACAGUAGGAUGUUCCUACGCCUUCAUGCUGCCCGUGUCCACACCGCCCAACUCUAUCGCCUUUGCAUCAGGACACCUCCUGGUCAAAGACAUGGUGAAAACUGGCAUUGUGAUGAACAUCCUGGGCAUCCUCUCGGUCUCUCUGGCCAUGAACACGUGGGGCGUUGCCAUGUUUAACUUGAACACAUUUCCAGAGUGGGCUCAAACCAUCAACAAGUCUGCUAUUGUUCCUGAUGUGCAUCUAUCAGCUGUCCAGGUGCUCAAUGCUACACUCUGAUCACUCAUCCAUCAGAAGAUUGCACAAAGAUUUAACACGACACAAGGUCUGUAGACAUCUACAGUGUCACUACAAUGUCAGAAAACACUGGGAGCUUCAGCUGUUACCUGAAUUUAACAGGUUUAUGAUACUCAAGUGUCUUUUUUGACUCUUGGGUGACCAAGAUUUCAUGCUGAGAACUGUUUUGCCACAAAGUUUUAAGUUAAAAAUGAUGCAAUAAGUCAAAAACAAGCCACUUUAUUCUACUCCCUGCCUCUUUAAAACAGGACAGGAAAGACAUCUAACCUCAGCAACAAUGACAGCAAGAGCUCUGAAGAGUCUAUAAUAUACUUUAUGAAACUCCUGUCAGACUGCAGUGUGCCGUUUCCAUUGAUGCUACUGCACUGACCUCUGCUGGAAGAAUGAGAGACACCUCUGUGAAUAAUUCUUUUAAAAUAUAUAUUUUUGUCUAAAAUCACUGCAAAAUCUAGUUCCUUGUUUAUGUAUUAUAUGGCAGAUGUCUAAAGCCAUCCCACAUAAGCAAUAUUUUAAAUCUUUACUACAUUAGAGUAUGAAUCCUGAGUAAUGAAUGUGUAAAUUUUGUUACAGAAUGAUUCGCAUUCAUAUAACUGCUGUUACAAAUAAAUUGAGUUUGUAUUAUGAUAAUCUAGUUGAACAUAGUCUCUGUAUUUGUUCUCAGGUUUUGAUUAGCUGUAGCUGCACUGCUGCAGGUAUUUUCACACCUUUUUGCCUGUGCAUACACAAAGAGAGUGAGAGACAGCACACGCUUGUAAAUUCCUGCCAGUGUUUGUUUGGUGUAGUAAACUGUCUCAAAUCAUGAGGCCUAACAACAAUGGUUAACUUGUGCAAGGCUGUGGUCGUUACUGAGUGUUAGCAGGGUCAGUGCAAAAGGUCCCGUGGUGUUUAAAUGCAAAACUAUUAAAAAAAAAAAAAAAAAAAAACGCAACCAAAACCCACAGA